Messenger RNA from Sporisorium graminicola, 1032 nucleotides. RefSeq lists its product as uncharacterized. The transcript has a single exon. Gene Ontology annotation, biological process: positive regulation of mRNA splicing, via spliceosome. Bases 1 to 1032 code for a protein of 343 amino acids. Lineage: Eukaryota; Fungi; Basidiomycota; Ustilaginomycetes; Ustilaginales; Ustilaginaceae. The record is from RefSeq and is a predicted model, not a curated record. Gene Ontology annotation, molecular function: RNA binding. Gene Ontology annotation, cellular component: spliceosomal complex.
AUGGACAACGCGGACGACGUCGUCAUGGACCGUCGCACGGUUCCGGACUACAAGGAUAUCGACGAAGACCGUAGGCCGGAAUCGCCGCCUCCUCGCGGACGAUCCUACUCCCGCUCUCCCUCCACCACUCCCGUUCCCGGACGUCGCGGUGACCGCAGUGUCAGUCGCAGCCGCAGCCGCAGCCGUUCUCCUCUUCCCCGUCGACGCGGAGGUGACCGCUCGCGAUCCCCCGCUGGCCGACGCUACGAUCGAGACGACCGACGCGACCGUGCCCGCUCCCGCUCGCCUCCCCCUCCUCGUUCUGACCGACGCCGAACUCCCCCGCCGAAGCCUCGCGGAGCACCUGCCGAGGUACAGCCUACCACGGUUCUCGGCGUUUUCGGCCUGUCGAUCCGCACGCUUGAAAAGGACCUCGAGUACGAGUUCGAUGCCAUUGCGCCCGUCGACAAGGUUGUCAUCGUCUACGAUGCGCGUUCGGGCCGAUCCCGCGGGUUUGGCUUCGUCACCAUGCGCGACGUCGAGGGCGCAUCCGCCGCCAUCGAGGCCUUGAACGGCAAGGACCUACACGGCCGACGCAUCCGCGUCGAUUUUUCGACUACGCACAGACCGCACGACCCCACUCCUGGAAUUUACAAAGGUGAGGUGCGACCGGACGACCGCUACCGCGCACCCCCCAGCCGCGGCUCCGCUAGCGCGGGACGUGGGGAGAGGUACAACGGACGUGCUUACGACCGCGCAGGAGCCCCGUCAUCGUACCGUGGUGGCGACUCGUACCGAAGAAGCCACGCUGACUCGCGCGACGACUGGAGACGCCGACCGUCGCCACCGCGUCGUCCCAGGAGGUCGCCUAGCCCGGUUGGCAGGAGAGGCGGUGGUGGCUCAAGGUACUCUCGUUCCCCGAGCCCAAGACGCCGUGGCGGCAGCGACAGGUACGACGACGAUCGCGAAGACAGAGUGCCUCCGCCGAGGAGCAGGCUCGGCAGCCACCUCGACAGCCCCCCGCGCGAAGACGUCGACCGCAUCCAAUACUAG